Messenger RNA from Toxotes jaculatrix (banded archerfish), 2427 nucleotides. Its product is annotated as protocadherin beta-16-like. Gene Ontology annotation, biological process: homophilic cell-cell adhesion. The record is from RefSeq and is a predicted model, not a curated record. Gene Ontology annotation, cellular component: plasma membrane. Gene Ontology annotation, molecular function: calcium ion binding. NCBI's taxonomy places the organism in Eukaryota, Metazoa, Chordata, Actinopteri, Toxotidae. The coding region runs from base 1 to 2427 and encodes 808 amino acids. The transcript has a single exon.
AUGGCUUGGGAGUGGAAAAUCGCCCGCAAAGGCCGAUGGCAGACACUGGUUGUCAUUCUUUGUCUUUCCACCCUGAGCUCAGUGACUGGACAGGCUCGGUAUUCCAUACCGGAGGAGCAGGCGGAAGGGUCUUUCGUUGGAAACAUUGCUAGAGAUUUAGGCUUGGAUGUGGCGAGGCUCGUAUCAGGUAAAGCUCGCAUCAUUACAAAAGGAAGCCGACAGUAUGUCGAUUUAAACCGAGACAAAGGCACCCUUGUUAUUAAAGAGCGAAUCGACCGAGAAGAGCUUUGUGGAAAGACGACGCCAUGUAGCUUUAGUUUCGAGGUCAUUUUAGAAAAUCCAAUCCAGCUUUAUCGAGUAACGGUGGAGGUAAUAGACAUGAACGAUAACAGCCCGUUGUUUCCUAAGGAUGCGAUCAAUUUGAAAAUAGUUGAAAAUGCUGCAUCAGGGACUCGCUUCUCUCUGGAGAGUGCGGACGAUCCCGAUGUCGGAAUUAACGACAUUCAAAAAUACACCCUUAAACCUUCAGAUAAUUUCAAAUUGGAAGUACAGAACCAACCGGAUGGAGGCAGAUUUAUCGAAAUGGUUUUGCAAAACCCGUUAGACCGAGAGAAAGAGGAGACUCACACACUCGUGCUGAUUGCCUCAGAUGGCGGUGAGCCACACAGAUCAGGGACAGUGCGUAUUCAUAUCACUGUGCUAGAUGCUAACGACAAUGCUCCAGUGUGCAGCCAGCCUGUUUAUAAGGCAGAUGUCAAGGAGAAUUCUCCAGAAGGAACAGCAGUAACCACUGUUAGUGCAAAUGAUGCAGAUAAAGGACACUACGGUGAAGUAACUUAUUCCAUAGCUCAUGUUGCAAGAGAAGCGAAGCAGCUUUUUGAAGUAAAUGUUAAAACUGGAGAGAUUAAAGUUACAGGUAAACUAGAUUUUGAAAAAUCGAAGACUUAUCAAUUAAACGUGCAGGCUAGUGACCACGGGGGGUAUACAGACACGUGCAAAGUUAUUAUUCAAAUCAUUGAUGAGAACGACAACGUCCCAACAAUACAGCUUAUGUCAUUUUCUAACUCGAUAUCCGAGGAUUCGCCCCCAGGUACAACUAUAGCUGUUGUUAAUGUCGAUGACGAAGACUCUGAUGGGAACGGAGUUGUCAAAUGCUCCAUUAACUCUGACGUACCUUUUAAAAUUGAGUCUUCAUUAACUGGAUAUUACACCAUAGUCACCGAAAACGUCUUGGACAGAGAAAGUGUUCCUGAGUAUAACAUCACUAUGACUGUGUCUGACCAAGGUUCUCCGCCUCUGUCUAGCAGUAAAAACAUCAACGUAAAAGUGUCUGACGUGAAUGACAACCCACCCAGAUUUGAUAAAUCAGAAUAUAGUAAAUUUAUACCAGAGAAUAACUCUCCAGGAUUUUCUGUGUUUACUCUCAGUGCCAGUGAUGCAGACUGGGGCCAAAACGCUCGUGUUUCUUACUUUCUGGAGGAGAAAGAGAUUAAUGGGGUGCCGUUGUCUUCUUUAGUGUCAGUAAAUUCGGAAACUGGUGCCAUUCAUGCGGUGAGGUCGUUUGACUAUGAGCAAAUCAAGUUGUUUGAAUUUAACGCAACUGCUCGUGAUGCUGGAUCCCCUCCCCUGAGCUCGAUGGCCACAGUCAGAAUAAUGGUCCAGGACCAGAACGAUAACCCUCCCCAGGUUCUGUACCCAGUCCAGACUGGUGGCUCUGUGGUGGCUGAGAUGGUGCCUCGUUCAGCAGAUGUGGGCUAUCUGGUGACUAAAGUGGUGGCUGUUGAUGUGGACUCUGGACAGAAUGCCUGGCUGUCCUAUAAACUGCAGAAAGCCACAGACAGGGCGCUGUUUGAAGUGGGCUUACAGAAUGGAGAAAUCAGAACUAUCCGCCAAGUCAGUGAUAAAGAUGCAGUCAAACAGAGACUGACUGUUAUAGUGGAGGACAACGGGCAGCCCUCUCGUUCAGCUACAGUCAUUGUCAACGUGGCGGUGGCGGACAGCUUCCCUGAAGUGCUGUCGGAGUUCACUGACUUUCCACACGACAAGGAGUACAAUGACAACCUGACUUUUUACUUAGUGCUGGCUCUGGCUGUAGUUUCCUUCCUCUUCAUCACCUGUUUAGUUGUUAUUAUAUCAGUCAAAAUCUACAGAUGGAGACAGUCUCGCAUCCUGUAUCACUCCAAUCUGCCUGUGAUUCCAUAUUAUCCACCACGUUACUCGGACACUUUGGGGACAGGGACUCUCCAACACGUGUACAAUUACGAGGUGUGCAGGACGACUGACUCCAGAAAGAGUGACUGUAAGUUCGGCAGAGCUGGUAGUCAGAACGUGCUGAUAAUGGAUCCCAGUUCUACAGGGACGAUGCAGCGGAUGCAAAGUGAGAAGAGCAUCCUGGAUGAGCCAGACUCUCCUCUAGAGGUCAGUUAA